GUAUAUGACCUAUUGACCGCUCUUGUUUCUCAAAAUCCUCGUCAGUCUGAGCUCUAGUUGUUCAGAUACACGUCACACACGAGUGCCCAUGACGGAAACAACAAAGAAAAUCCUCCCCGUAGAGGGUGAGCGCAAUGUACUCAUUACCAGUGCGCUCCCAUAUGUCAAUAACGUGCCUCAUUUGGGCAACAUCGUCGGCUCCGUUCUAUCCGCCGACGUCUUCGCUCGAUUCUCACGCGCGAGAGGUUACAACACUCUAUAUGUCUGCGGAACAGACGAGUACGGAACUGCAACUGAGACCAAGGCGAUAGAGGAGAAGGUCAGCCCCAAAGAGCUUUGCGACAAGUACUUCGCACUGCAUAGUGAGGUUUACAAGUGGUUCAACAUCUCCUUUGACCACUUUGGGCGCACACCCACUCAGCAACAGACCGACAUUGCGCAAGACAUCUUCACAAAGCUCUACAAGAACGGCUUUCUCGAGGAGCAAACCACCACACAGCCCUACUGCGAGACACAUAAGAGUUUCUUGGCAGACCGUUUUGUCGAGGGUACAUGUCCUUUAUGCAAUUACGAAGAUGCGCGCGGAGAUCAAUGCGACAAGUGCGGGCAUCUUCUUGACCCUCUAGAGCUGAAGAACCCACGGUGCAAGCUCGACGGCGCAACACCAGUUCCACGUGAGACCAAGCAUGUCUAUCUGUGCCUGGACAAACUACAGCCGCUAGAAGAGGAGUGGUUCAAGAAGUCCAGUAAGGAAGGCAAUUGGAGCUCCAAUGGUGUCCAGAUCACUUCUUCAUGGCUCAAGGAGGGUCUGCGACCACGUGGUAUCACUCGAGAUCUUAAGUGGGGUACCGCAGUGCCGCUCGAGGGCUAUGAAGACAAGGUCAUGUACGUGUGGUUCGAUGCCUGUAUAGGUUACGUCUCCAUCACUGCAACAUACACAGAAGAUUGGAAACAAUGGUGGCAUAACCCUGAACACGUCAAGUUAUACCAGUUCAUGGGCAAGGACAACGUACCAUUCCACACUGUCGUCUUCCCCUGUUCGCAAAUCGGCACCAAGGACAAGUGGACCAUGCUUAACACUAUCUCCACAACAGAGUACCUGAACUACGAAAAGGGUAAAUUUUCCAAAUCGAGAAACAUUGGUGUUUUUGGCAAUAACGCCAAGGAGACUGGAAUCCCAUCGGAUGUAUGGCGCUACUACCUUCUUUCGCAUCGUCCAGAGACCGGAGACACCGAGUUCGAAUGGGAUGGGUUCAUUGCCGCAAACAACAACGAGCUUCUCAAGAACCUAGGCAACUUCAUCAACCGCGUCAUCAAAUUUGUAAACAACGCCAAAAUCUACGAUUCGGUCGUGCCCGAUUACACCAAGUUUGACGACCCCUACUUCACAGAGCACAGGAAAAAGGUCAAUGACCUGUUGAAGACGUACAUCGCCGAACUCGAGGACGUCAAGAUUCGUGCAGCGCUCGCAACAGCGUUACACGUGUCCAGUCUGGGUAACUUGCUUCUGCAGGAUAACAAAUUGGACAACAAGCUCGCUACUGAACAGCCAGAUCGGUGUGCUGCCGUCGUUGGGCUCGCACUGAGUCAAAUCCAUCUCCUCGCUAGUUUGAUUCAGCCUUUCAUGCCUGAUACGACUGCCGCCAUCCUCUCCCAACUCAAUGCCGAGUUUCUUAUUAUCCCCGAUUCCUGGGAAGCACGUUCGCUACCCGUCGGGCACAAGAUUGGUACUGCCGGCUACCUCUUCAGUCAGAUCAAACCCGAGAAAGAACAGGAGUGGCGAGAGCAGUUUGGUGGUGAGGAGGCUCGCAAAGCCAAGGAAGAGAAAGCAAGGAAGGCAGCAGCUAAGAAGGCAGACAAGGAGCGCAAAAAGGCAAAGAAGGCAGCCGGACCUGAGAAGGGUGUUGAAGCUGCCGAGAAGGGACAAGAUGGACCUGCACCAAAGACUGCCGAAGAAGAGGUGUCGCGAGGCGUGGAGCAGGUCAGCUUGCAGACUUCCUAG
Molecule: messenger RNA, 2002 nt
Organism: Pyrenophora tritici-repentis Pt-1C-BFP
Lineage: Eukaryota; Fungi; Ascomycota; Dothideomycetes; Pleosporales; Pleosporaceae
Product: MetG, Methionyl-tRNA synthetase
Biological process (GO): methionyl-tRNA aminoacylation
Cellular component (GO): cytosol; aminoacyl-tRNA synthetase multienzyme complex
Molecular function (GO): methionine-tRNA ligase activity; ATP binding
Source: RefSeq, a predicted model, not a curated record